AGGAGCAGAGUGCGUUCAAGCAUGCUGAGGGUGAACCCUGCAGCAGCUGCAGCGCGAACAAUGUCCCAGGCUCUGCAAAGAAGGGCAUAUAGAGUUGCUGGCCCAAACUCCUUGUGGCACAUCGAUGGCAACCACAAGUUGAUAAGGUGGAGGAUUGUUAUCCAUGGGGCCAUCGAUGGAUACAGCCGGUUGGUUGUGUUCCUCCGAGCCUCCGACAACAACCGGAGCAGCACGGUGAUGGAGAGCUUCCUGAGUGCUGUGGCGAAGUAUGGCGUGCCUUCGAGGGUCAGGACUGACCACGGAGGUGAGAACAACUCGGUCUGCCUCAUGAUGAACCUUUUUAGAGGGUCAAACAGAGGUAGUGCUCUCCGGGGGAGAAGCACCCACAACCAGCGCAUCGAACGGCUCUGGGGGGAUUUGUGGCGAGGAAUGUCCAACGUGUACUAUCAACUCUUCAACUUCCUGGAGAGCGAAGGUAUCGUGGACAUCGACAACGAGAUGCACAUGGCGGCACUGCACUACGUGUACCUCCCGCGGAUUAACCGUGACCUUUGCGGCUUCAUUGAACAGUGGAAUAACCAUGGACUGAGGACGGAAAGGCAUGCUACUCCACUGCAGAUGUUCGUCAGAGGUUGCCUGGAACAGCAGGGACAGACAACUACUGCAAUGCUUUCCGUAUUUGGUGGAGAAGGAGGUGCUGCUGAGGAAGGAGGUGCUGCGGAGGAAGGAGGUGCUGCUGAGGAAGGAGAAGGGGAAGACCCAGCAAGAGAGGGCGGUGCUGGUGCAGGAGAGGUGCACUGGCCUGAGAGGGUCACCGUACCUUCAAAUCAGUACCUCAUUGGGGAUGCUGUUUUGGAGCAGCUAAACAGCACCUUUGACCCUCUUGCUGGUCCUAGAGGAGACCUUGGACUGGACCUCAUCCGUGAGGUUGUGUCUCUUCUGGCAUUACAAUGAGACACUGUCUCAUUGUAAUUGUU
Messenger RNA from Gadus chalcogrammus (walleye pollock), 977 nucleotides. RefSeq lists its product as uncharacterized. The record is from RefSeq and is a predicted model, not a curated record. The transcript is spliced from 2 exons. Lineage: Eukaryota; Metazoa; Chordata; Actinopteri; Gadiformes; Gadidae. The coding region runs from base 22 to 954 and encodes 310 amino acids. Gene Ontology annotation, biological process: DNA integration. Gene Ontology annotation, molecular function: nucleic acid binding.